AUGAGGAGAUCCAAGCGCUGCACAGGUGAGGAGAAAAUAUGGAAAUAUGAGCAGGAAGGUUUAGUGCCCUUCGUGGUGGACGCAGUCUAUGCCAUGGCUCACGCCAUACAUAACCUACUGAAAGACCGGUGCGGACGGGACGGCAAUAAGAUGUGUCACCCGAAGGAGUUCAUCAAAGGCUCCGAUUUACUCCAACAUAUUCGUAGCGUUUCCUUCAAAAGCCUUCAGGGGAACGGUAUGGUGGUUAAAUUCAACGCUGACGGCGACGCACCGGGAAGUUAUGAUAUAUUUCAGUACCAAAGAGUCGCCAAAAGGAGUCACAGUCGGAGGUCUCACGACUCGGGUGACGAAUCGGCCGGAUUUGACUACGUGUCCAUUGGGGAGUGGGCUAACGACAGGUCAGUCAUCACUUUCAUAUUAACCGAUAAUCUCUAAACUUUUCAUUUCAAAAGC
Molecule: messenger RNA, 453 nt
Organism: Oppiella nova
Lineage: Eukaryota; Metazoa; Arthropoda; Arachnida; Sarcoptiformes; Oppiidae
Source: the annotation of a GenBank genome assembly